This is a messenger RNA of Coffea arabica (coffee), 2453 nucleotides long. Its product is annotated as G-type lectin S-receptor-like serine/threonine-protein kinase LECRK3. NCBI's taxonomy places the organism in Eukaryota, Viridiplantae, Streptophyta, Magnoliopsida, Gentianales, Rubiaceae. The record is from RefSeq and is a predicted model, not a curated record.
UAGUAACUAGAUUCCACCUAUACUAUAUAUGUGGAUGUGGUCCCAUACGCGUAAAUGGUGAUAGAAUCGUAGAAAUUGAGGCGAACAAGCAGAUCUCACUGCUACUAUGCAAGAGUUGACUCCAAAGUCUUUCGUCCUAUUGUCCUAUGCAUACAACAUGUAAACAGGACUAAACCAUCUAUUGCAAUGGCAUCCCUAUGCAUACAACUCAUCUUCUUCUUGUUUCUCUUCCCAAUAUCUGCUUUAUCUCAAAAAAAUGGUAUUGUGCGUGUGCCUUUGGGCAGUACUUUGACUGCAGGUGAAACAUCUGCUAGUCCUUGGCUUUCACCUUCUGGCGAUUUUGCAUUCGGGUUCCAGGAAGUACAGCAUAAGGAUCUGUUCUUGCUUUCCAUAUGGUAUCACAAGAUACCAGACAAGACUGUAGUUUGGUUUGUUAAUUCAACAAAUCCAGUGCCACGAGGAUCGACUGUAAAGCUUGAUCCUCAAACAGGGCUUGUGCACUGUGACCCUCGAGGCUUACAACUUUGGAGUGCUAAUGUUGAUUCUGCUCAAAUUGAUCAUGGUUUUAUGAAUGAUACCGGCAAUUUUGUCCUCAAGGGGAAUGAUGAUAGCUGGCUCUGGGAAAGCUUCAAACAUCCUGCUGAUACGAUACUCCCAAAUCAAGAAUUGAAAAUUGGUGAUUCUCUUUCUUCUCGAAAGUCAGCAACAAGCUUCUCUAGAGGAAGAUUUUAUCUCCGUUUUCGCGAUGACGGGAAUCUAGUGCUUGUUACGGAUGACGAUGCUGAGUACUACAAUAGUAAGACUUCUGAUUCUAGAGAUCCACUGUAUUCUGGUAGCCAAGUUACUUUUGAUGGCAGAGGUGCCAUGUACAUAAGGAAAAAGGACAAUCAAACAGAGCAGCUGAAUCUAGUUUCAAUACCACGGUUACCACCAGCAUCAGAAAACUAUCAUCGGGCAACAAUAGAUUUUGAUGGGGUCUUCACACAUUAUUAUCAUCCCAGGACUUCUACUGGAAAUCCGAACUGGAAGGUUCUUUGGUAUUUGCCGCCGAAUAUAUGUAUCAGCCUUCGAGCAAACAGGGGCAGUGGAGCUUGUGGAUUUAACAACAUUUGCAACCUCAAAAAUGGAAGACCAGUUUGUGAGUGUCCAAAAAGGUAUGUAUUGCUUGAUCCAGAUGACACGUACGGCAGCUGCAUACCAAACUCAACUCUUAGUUGUGCUGAAGUAGAUGGGCGCUCUGCAGAAAACCUUUAUGAUUUUGAGGUUGUCUAUAACAUAGAUUGGCCACUGUCUGAGUUUGCGAAAAUACAUCCUUCAAAUGAAAGAGUCUGUGUGCAAAAUUGCUUGCGUGAUUGUUUCUGCGCUGUUGCCAUUUACAAAGAAAACAAUUGCUGGAAGCAUGGGCCGCCACUAUAUAAUGGGAAGGCAGAUAAGACUAUUCACACCAAAGCUUUCAUCAAAUACCGCAAGAGUGAUGGAUCAAAGCCGAAGGACCGAGGCACCUUUAUACGUGUGGAACCUGUCCUUCUUGGCACCUCUUUCUUAGUAAACUUGAUAUUCAUUACGACUGCUUGUUUGGGCUUUUACCUCAUGUACCGGAAAAAGAGGGUAAUAUCAUUUGAAUACUGAUGUUGGGGGAUAUAAAUUAGCAUAUUUUUCCAUACAAAGAGCUUGCAGAAGCUACCAAUCGAUUUAAGGAAGAGUUGGAUAGGGGAUCAUUUGGCCUUGUGUGUAUAAAAGAUGAGUUACAAAAUUAGUUCCGAAAGUAGCAUUGUUGAAGUCAAGAAGUUAGAAUGGCUUAAGAUGCUGAGAAGGAAUUUCGUGCUGAAGUGAAGUGAUAACAAUGGGUCAGGCUAACCACGAAAAUUCGGUCCCAUCGCUUGGAUUCUGUGAUGAAGGACAACAUCGGCUAUUGGUGUACGAGCAUAUGAGCCAUGGCACUCUUGCAAGAUUGCUAUUGUGAAAUCCCGAAUCUUUUGAUGAAUCAGAACCACAACCAAGGCUCUGCACAUCCUUGGACCAUACACUUGAAGAAUCUUUGUUAAUUUAGAUACGAAUAGUGGAGCCAUUGAAUCAAGAGAUUUCAUUGGGAAAUUGGGCUUUUGAAACGAAUAGAAAAAUCGAUGAAAGGGUGAAAGUCGCAGGCUGCAACUCGGUGCCGUGUGGCACGUCUGGAUGGCAUCCUACUGGCUACCAGCGUGGCUCCUGUGGGAGCAGCUCAGGAUGAUUGAGUGUGGUGGUGGAGGCCCAGAAGCGGCGGUGUGAUGAGGGACUGAGCCCAAAGGCAGAAGACGGCUGAUGUCUUGGUUUUAAUCUUCAAGGUUGUGGUAAAAGUUUUAGAGUUGGACUAGUUUUCUAACUAAAUGGCCCUUUUGCUUAAAUUAAACGCGAAUUGUUGUACAUUUGACCAAUUGAAGAGGUAUAAAGCCUAAUUAAACACAAUAAUAUGAAGA